Gryllus bimaculatus (two-spotted cricket) is the source of this 378-nucleotide messenger RNA. The record is from the annotation of a GenBank genome assembly. NCBI's taxonomy places the organism in Eukaryota, Metazoa, Arthropoda, Insecta, Orthoptera, Gryllidae.
AUGCACGCACAGGUCCGCGGCAACAAUCAGGGAGUGCCAUCUCCCCCUUCCCCCUUCCGCCCGCAUCCGGAGGAGCCUUCGAGCGCCGGCCGACCGCAGCGCCGCCAAGCGGUCGAUGGGCGCACCGGCGGCGGCGAGGCCGAGGCGGCGGCUGAGGUGGGGAAGGGGGCUCCACCUCGCGAUGGAAGGACGUCCUGCUGGCCUGCCAGUCCCGGUUGCGACCGCCUCGCCGAGGGCUCGCGUCGCGGCGACACCAGCGGGCACCAGCCAGCACCAACCACCGCGCCGACACCGCCCGCCAGCGGCCACCGCACGGCAUUUCUCGGUUAUAUUGUUCUUCUGCAUGCACCUGAGACACCAACAAUCAAAGCCACCUAA